AUGCUCGACAGCAAGCGCAGAAGGACGCUAGGAGACAUCGGCACGACGAUCGCAGCAAAGGGACAGGACGACAACACGCGCAGCUCGGAUACGAGGGCAGCUUCGGCCAUGCAGACUGAAUCCAAGGCACUCCCACGCUUUUCGGCAAACACCUCGAUACCCAGCAGCAGCGUGCCUGUCCACGUCGAGGUGCGGUUACGGCCGAGCUCCACAGCGAGCGAUGAGAACACGCGGUCCGAGAUCAAGGCUUUCCUCACCGCGCACUGCACUACGCUCGAGGCGGAGAGCGAGGUGGCCAGCUGGAGUGACUCGGCGUUCCUCUCGGCCAACGUGGACCGCAUUCGCAUCGCAGAAGCAGGCGCACGAGCUGCGACCGGGUCAAUACCAAUCGCACAGGCCAGGCUGGACAUCCACGUCUACCAACCGUCGAGCAGCGACAUUGUCGACGAGUUCUCCGCCGCCGAUCCGGGCUCGGACGAGGGCGACGAAACGACGGCGGCGAGCGUCUCCGAGCUGCCCAAUCGCAGCCUCGACGGCGUGUGGGACAGCCUGGUGUACGAGGACGACAUCAAGGCGAAGCUGCUCAACUACAUCUAUACGACGCUGCUGUUCUCGGAUGCGAGUGUCGACUUUAACCUGGUCUCGUGGAACCGCGUGGUGCUGCUGCACGGCCCGCCGGGUACGGGCAAGACGAGCCUGUGCAAGGCGCUGGCGCAGAAGCUCGCCAUCCGUCUUGCGCAUCGCUACUCGCACGGCAAGCUCGUCGAGAUCAACAGCCACUCGCUGUUUUCCAAGUGGUUCUCCGAGUCGGGCAAGUUGGUGCAGCGGCUGUUCAGCAUGAUCACCGAGAUGGUGGAUGACGACGAUGCGUUUGUGGUGGUGUUGAUCGACGAGGUCGAGUCGCUCACUGCCGCACGCAGCGCCGCCGCCUCGGGAAGCGAGCCUACAGAUGCGAUUCGCGUCGUCAAUGCGCUCCUCACGCAGCUCGACAAGCUCAAGCACCGCAAAAACGUGCUCAUCAUGACCACGUCCAACAUGAGCGAGUCCAUCGACAACGCCUUUAUCGACCGCGCCGACAUCAAGCAGUACGUCGGCCUGCCGCCAGCCCAGGCCAUCUACUGGAUUCUCGAGAGCUGUAUGCGCGAGCUCAUGCGCGUUGGGCUCGUGGCACACGCCGAGCUGCCCCCCUUUGCACACGCCGAGCGUGCGCAGCGCCACGGCGAUCUCGAGCCCGGCUCGCCCGCGUUCCAGCUGCUCGAGCUGGCGAAGAGCUGCAAGGGCAUGUCGGGCCGAUCGCUGCGCCGUCUUCCCGUGCUGGCGCACGCGCACCACAUCGGCAUGGCUCAGGCACCCAUCGAGUGCAGCGUUUGGCUCCAAGCCAUGACCCUCGCCGUGGACGACUUCAACGCGGGGCUCGACGACCAAGAUGGCGCCAGCGAGACGCGCCUUUGA
Molecule: messenger RNA, 1452 nt
Organism: Moesziomyces antarcticus
Lineage: Eukaryota; Fungi; Basidiomycota; Ustilaginomycetes; Ustilaginales; Ustilaginaceae
Product: thyroid receptor-interacting protein 13
Exons: 2
Coding region: 1-1452 (483 amino acids)
Biological process (GO): meiotic recombination checkpoint signaling; reciprocal meiotic recombination
Cellular component (GO): nucleus; chromosome
Molecular function (GO): ATP binding; ATP hydrolysis activity
Source: RefSeq, a predicted model, not a curated record